GUUUUCAGAUAUGUAAAAUGUUGUGAAGCAAACAAGGGUAGAGGAACCACUCCCGCAAAUCCUUUACACCACGAUACUACAAGACUGUAUAUAAAAGAAACCCCUGGAAUACUAAAGAUGGGGGCUGCGUGCUCCGUGUCUCCUGCGGAAACACGAGUAGAGACGGUAUACAUCAAGCCACAAGAGAACCCCAAACAGGGAGCCCAAACAGGGAACGGUACAACACGACCUCCAAGGGUACAAACCACUACACACCAAGAUCCUAUCAGUGUGGAGGGAGAGGGGUUGAAGACUGACUCAGGAUUUCAGAACGGCCCUAAUACAACCACACAAAUCCCUAACUCAGUACCAGAAAUACAUCUAGAAGACUAUAACAUGGACGAUAAUGACAAUGUGGCAGUAUCAGACGUAGGCAGUGAUGACCUCGUGGACCCCAGCUUGAACAUUGAUGACACAGAAAAAAAGAUAGAACGAUCCAGAAGAACGAGCAAGAUGGAGAAUAAAGCGGUGACCAAACAGAAACUGUUGCGGAGGAUGGCGUCUCAGGAGACGGUGACCAAGGAGCAAGGACAUUCUACUGAUACAACCGCACAAACCAGUCCCACUGCAGUGGACGACACUAUAGAUCCUAGUCUGAACAUGAACGUUGUCGAGGAGAAACUUACCAAGACCAGACGAGUCAGUCACAGCUCUUAUCAGCAGAGACUUAGCCUCAAAAAGGAGAGUCUCAAGAAGAAAACUUCUCUGGAGGAGAGCAAUGGAGCCGCGACAAGUCGACCUGCCAAUAUUUCUACCUGAGCAGAAGUUACUGAUUCGUAGUUUUCACUUUUAGCCAGCUGUUGCAUCGCCAAUAUCAAAUCAAAAGAAAUUGUAAAUAUCCUACUUUAAUGAUUUGAAUUUUAAGCUUUUGAUAUUGGGAAUAUUAUUGCAGUACCUUUGCUCACAAUUUCGGCCGUUUGAUAUAACUGUUUUCAUAUAAUAUAGGCUCACGGAUUGAGUGAUAUGCUCAAUUGAACUCAUUCCACUCGUUCUCAUUUAAUAAUUGGCUAUUUUCAAGGAAAACCAACCCAUGCGAAGGAAUUCCUCGGAGCACCUAGCUGGAAAUCCCGAUGUAUUUUAUUUAGUAUUUGUGUGUGCGUGGUACAACUAGCGACUAGUGCCAGUUAUACCCCUUGUAGCAUAAUCGAGCAAGCCAAUGACCUGCCGCAUGUUUAUACUCAUUUUGUACAAUCCUAAACAAUGUCUUAAUAUACAUUC
Molecule: messenger RNA, 1257 nt
Organism: Bolinopsis microptera
Lineage: Eukaryota; Metazoa; Ctenophora; Tentaculata; Lobata; Bolinopsidae
Exons: 5
Coding region: 118-798 (226 amino acids)
Source: RefSeq, a predicted model, not a curated record